AUGGCAACAUCUGGCGCCCAAGGCGCAUCUAGGAAGACCAACGGGGUCCCUUCGGCUUCCGGUCAACAGGCCACUACUGAUGCGCCCAAGUCCAAUAAGAGUAGGACUCCCGUCGAGGGCGACAAGGUUAUUAUUCGAAGACUGCCCCCUGGCAUGACGGAGCAAGAAUUAUGGAACAAUCUAGGUGAUGAAUGGAAGGCUGGAAAUGGCCUCGUUAACUGGCACAACUUUGAGUCAGGGAAGAUCUCUCAUGACCCUGCGAAGCCAUCGAGGCCAGGACGAGUUUACCUCCAUGUUCUUAAGCGCGAGAGCUUAAAUGCGUUGUCGAAUCUGAUUCAGGUCAAGUCUUGGGAAGAUGCAAAGAUGACGUCCAACAGCGCUUCCCUAGUCGGCCCUCCGGUUCUCGAGUUUGCGAUUUACAACAAAGUCCCGAGCAGCAAGAAGCGCACCGACCCAAGGCAGGGAACUAUUGAUCAGGACCCCGAAUUCAUGGCCUUUUUACAAUCCUUGACCAAUCCUGAGAUUGACAAGGACAACGAGAGCAACGAGAACAAGGAUGUGGAGGAGACGAAGCCCGAAACCAAGGUCACAACGACACCGUUGAUUGAGUUCCUCAAGGAAAAGAAGGCGAACAAGCAGAAAGAGGCUGCCGCCGCUAAGAGCGCUAAGCAGGCUCGGCAGGACUCCAGCACCAAGGGCAAGUCGUCAGCGUCGACGGCUGAUGAUUCAAAGAAGGGCAAGAAGGACUCUAAGGGAGAGAGGUCCGCCGAUAAACCCAAAGAGACGGUCAAAAUUCUCACCAAAAAGGCUACUGCGGAUGUUGUUAAGGCUGCAGAAACCGUCGCCAGCCAGAUCACGCAGGCCUCCUCUUCAUCGUCACAGGAUCAGCACAAGAGUAGGCGAGCUGGAAUUGCGGCUGCUGCCCGCAUCUUGCAGCGAGACCUUGGCAUCAGUCCCGGAAGCGCCCAUAGGAGGGCACGACUUGAUGCCGCCAAAGCCGAGGCCGAUUCAAAGGGAACUUCGUCAAAGGAAACAGCGCACCCUGCGGGCGAAGCCCCAGUAGCUACUCCGCCGCCUGCCACGGCUCCGGCUCCAGCAUCUUCAGCUGCUUCACAGGCAUCGGAGAGAAACGCCACACCUACGGCACCUAAGUCGGCUCGUUCAAGAAGAGGCGGUGGCGGAAAGAACGCAAGCGCCAAUGAACCCAAGGGCAAGUCAAUCGAGGCAAGUGGCUCUUCUAGCGCUCCACCACCUGCCAAAGCCCCGGUCAUUCUGCUUAAGAAGAAGGACGAGGAGAAGAAUAAGGAAAAGGCUGCCAAGGCCGACAAGGAAGCAUCGAGCUCAAAUUCGCAGCCAGCCGCUCCGCCAGCCAAUACCAAAUCCAAUGCCCCAACCGGUCCUAAGGCGUCAGGCAAGGGCAGCAACGCGAAAAAGAGCACCGCUGCUGUUACCGCUGGCGUGACCCGUGGUUUCGUCAAGCAUGCAAAUCCAUCACAGGGUGUGACCGAGGGACUCCUCAAGCAAGCCAUGGAGGUCUUUGGCACCGUCACCUUUGUUGAAAUCGACAAGCGUAAGGGCUUUGCCUACGUCGACUUCUCUGAUCAUGACGGUCUCGUCAAGGCAGUUGCCGCGAGCCCCAUACAGGUUGCCCAGGGGACAGUCCAAGUUCUCGAGCGCAAGGAGAAGAAGCCUGCCGCCUCGAACUCGAACGCCAACAACUCCAACAGCAGCAACACAGCCAAUGCCGCAGCGGCAAGCUCUAGCUCCGCUGCACCCUCGACGACAAAUGCAUCGAACAGCAACGCCACGCCAUCCGAGAAGCCGGAGCACCAUAAGCGGACCAGGCGCGGUCGUGGUGGUAAGGCCGCGGCGGCUGGUGCGUCGGGCAGCAACAGCGGCAACAAGGAUGCGGCGCGCGAGUCCGCCGCCCCUGCUGCAGGCACGGGAUGA
Molecule: messenger RNA, 1950 nt
Organism: Colletotrichum phormii
Lineage: Eukaryota; Fungi; Ascomycota; Sordariomycetes; Glomerellales; Glomerellaceae
Product: Smg-4/UPF3 family-domain-containing protein
Exons: 2
Coding region: 1-1950 (649 amino acids)
Biological process (GO): positive regulation of translation; nuclear-transcribed mRNA catabolic process, nonsense-mediated decay
Cellular component (GO): cytoplasm; nucleolus
Molecular function (GO): mRNA binding
Source: RefSeq, a predicted model, not a curated record